GUUUGUUUGUUCAAUACACGUACAGUUGUACCUGGAUGACUCGAAGGCACUGUUUAUAUAUAUAUAGACCUUGCUUAGUGCUAGUAUCUGCAGCCUUUGUAAGUAAAUCAAAUGCUUUGAAAUGGCUGGGACUAUAGCUCGAGUUGGACAGUUCCUCUCUAGAUUGGACCACAGUUAUCGCAUUAGUCCUUUGUUGGCUUCUGUUACAUCAAAGAAUUAUACAACACCAAGCGAUGGAAAGUCUCCAACAAAACCUCUCAACAAACGCUUGAAAGAAACGGCAGAAGCUGUCGUUAUCGGAGGAGGUUGUGUUGGUGUUAGUACAGCGUACCACUUGGCCAAAGCAGGAAUGAAAGAUGUUGUGUUAUUGGAGAAAACUGAACUGACCGCAGGUUCCACUUGGCAUGCUGCUGGUCUUGCAACAUACUACCAUCCAGGUAUCAAUUUGAAAAAUAUUCACUACUACAGUAUCCAGCUUUUCUCACAACUCAAAGAAGAGACAGGACAGGAGGUUGGCUUCCAUACACCAGGAAGUUUAAGGGUAGCGAUGACGCCGGAGCGUUGUGAUGAAUUUCACUACCAGAUGCAGCGACAGGCAUGGCAAAAAGCCCCACAGUGGCUUCUCACUCCUGAGGAAAUCCAAGAAGUUCAUCCACUCCUUAAUAUGGAUAAGGUUUUACUGGGUCUUUUCAACCCUGGGGAUGGUCAUAUUGACCCAUAUUCUUUGACACAAGCUCUUGCUAUCGGGGCCAGGAUGUAUGGUGCGGAUUUGUACCAGAAUAGUCCAGUAACAGCUACUUUUCAGCGAUCGGAUGGUGGAUGGGAUGUCAUGACUGAGCAUGGUACCAUCAAUGCUAAGAGAGUCAUCAAUGCUGCAGGCUUUUGGGGAACUGAGAUUGGCAAAAUGGCUGGCAUUGAUAUUCCAUUAGUGCCCAUCCACCAUCAGUAUGUAGUAACCUCGACCAUCCCGGAGGUGAAAGCCUUGAAGAAGGAGCUGCCGGUGAUUCGUGAUCUGGAUGGAUCAUACUAUUUACGGCAGGAGAGGUCUGGUCUGCUUGUAGGCCCAUACGAAGCUGAACACAAGAUGAGACUUCAAGAUGAUUGGAUAACGGAAGGGGUUCCGCCGGAUUUUGGCCGAGAACUGUAUGAGAGUGAUCUUGAUAGGAUUAGUGACAAUCUGGAAUAUGCCAUGGAAUUGGUUCCAGUUUUAGCCAAAGGUGACAUCCAGUCAGUGGUUGCCGGGCCAAUCACCUACUCUCCUGAAAACCAAGCCCUAAUUGGUCCAUGCUAUGGUGUUCAGAAUUACUGGGUUCUGUGUGGUUUUGGGUACGGUGUUAUUCAAUCAGGAGGUACUGGUAAAUAUGUUGCAGAUUGGAUUAUGAAUGGAGAACCACCGUAUGACCUCAUUGAGGUUGACCCAAAUCGCUAUGGCAAGUGGUGCACUAACGAGUUCACAUUUAAGAAAGCACGGGAGUCGUAUGGUUUGAAUAAUCUUCUAGGCUAUCCUAAAGAGGAGAGGCCAGGUGGAAGGCCUACAGAGAGAAUCUCUGGAAUUUAUGAGACACUCAGAAGGAAAGGUGCAGAGAUGGGAUUUCAUGCUGGUUGGGAACAGCCAAAUUGGUUUGCACUUGAGGGUGAUGAAGCAGGUUACAAACCGAGUUUCAGGCGAACAAAUUGGCAUCACCCUGUCUUAAGAGAAUGUGAACUGGUUAAAACAAAGGCAGGAGUCAUUGAUCUUACACCUUUUGCCAAGUUUGAGGUUAGCGGGAAAGAUGCUUCCAAGUACUUGGACUAUCUUGUGGCUAAUAAACUUCCAAAGAUCGGAUCUGUAAAUGUUGCUCACAUGCUGACCCCACGAGGGCGUGUGUAUGCAGAGUUAACAAUCACUAGAGAAGAAGAUAACAAAUAUUUUGUAAUCACAGGAUCAGGCUCGGAACUGCAUGAUUUGAGGUGGAUGGAAGAACAAGCUUUAGCAGGUAACUACGAUGUUCAGUUUAAGAAUGUAACAGAUGAAGUGGCCUGCCUAAGCAUAGCCGGACCACUAGCUAGAGACAUCCUGUCUACUGUUACUACAGCAGACAUCAGUAACGAUGCCUUUAAAUUCAUGACUUGGCAAGAAAUCACAAUAGGUGAUGUGCUUGUGAAGGCAUUAAGAAUUUCUUAUACAGGUGAACUUGGCUGGGAAUUCUACCAUGAUAGAGCAGACACAGCCAAGUUGUAUGACACAUUGAUGACUGCUGGGGCACCAUUCGGUAUAGGAGACUUCGGCACUUAUGCAAUCAAUGUUAUGCGUUUGGAGAAAGGGUUUAGAAUGUGGGGAGCAGAGAUGCUAACUGAUAACAACCCGCUAGAGGCAGGUCUACAGCCAUUUAUCAAGUUGAAAAAGGAAGCAGAUUUUAUAGGGAAAGAUGCUUUGUUGGCCCUCAAGGAACAGGGUUUAAAACGAAAAUUGGUCCUACUGACUGUGGAAACCGACGAUGUAGAUCCCGAAGGAAAUGAAACAGUAAGAGUGAAUGGAGAGGUUGUAGGAAACACCACCUCGGGUUGUUUUAGCCACUGUCUGAACCAAAGCAUAUGUUAUGCAUACUUACCAUCUACCAUGACAGAGAUUGGUACACAUGUGCAGGUAGAGCUGCUUGGUAAACAUUAUACCGGUACCAUCACCAAGGAACCCUUGCAGGACACUGAACCUACCAGGAAUCGCAAGAUGAUGAAAGCUGGCAAAAAGUAGUAAAGAUGUGAAAUAAAUAAAAUACACCAAAACAAAUACAUAUACACAUCUUACAGUACAGCUUGACACAACAUAAGUGUGCAUAUUACGCACACACAUACACCAACACAUGCACGAAAGAACCCUUUCUAUCAUGAAUAAAAAAUUCUAAGCUUAUGCCAUUAUGUAUUAAUUGUACCUUGAUAUUCAAAAUGGUGAUAGUGAUGAUGGUGAAUGUUUUUUAGAAAUUUGCAUUUUUUGCAAUUACUAAAGCAUUAUGAUAAUCAUGAAUUCCUUAUUGAAAAAAAUUAGAUUUACUAAAAAGAAAACAAAUUGGUUGUGAAGGUGUUUCAGUGGUGCAUGCUUUAUAAUUUCAAGGUCUUGUGUUCAAAUCUUGCUGAAGUCAGGGUAUUUUCAAAAUACUAGGCAAAAUGCAUUCACUAUAAUGUUUAGUAUGAACACUGUCAUAAUGCAGUUCAUUCGCAAGUGAUUUAAUCUGUAUUUAAAAAAAUCCCGGGGGGAGAAUGUUAGCCCAGAUCUGUGACAGAUAUGGUACAUGAAACACUUGAGACUCAGGCCAUAUUAUUUAAUUAAUUUAACAGAGCCUCUGAAUAUGAGCUGACUUCUUGGGCAUAGCUGGUUGUGUCAGUAUGGUUCAGUUGAUUGGAAUAUCACUACAAUACAAAACUCAAUGUAUAGAUAUAGAAAUUUUUGCACCACACAAUUCAAAAUCAUUUUUUAUGUUAAUUCUGAGUUGUACACUUAAAAUGUUACAAAAAUAAAACUUAAGCAUCAUAAGCAUAAGCAUUGUAGAUAGAAUAGUGAAUUACUGUAUGAGAGGUCAAUAGUAUCAUGCUUGUUUGAAUCAUGUCAUCAUAUUUUUUGUAUUAUUUAGUUUUUUUAUUGACACUUCCUUGUUGGUUCUCAAUACAGACAUAUCAAUGAUAAUCUUUUUCUUUAAAUGUUUUACAGUAUUUUUUUAAAAUUGUAUAUCUUAAAGUAUUCGGUGGAAUAGAACAAUGUUCCUUAUUUCUUCAUUAUAAUUGUUGUUCUUUUUAAUUGGAUUUAAUUUUUUUUUUUUUUUUUGGUAAAGUGUUUUAUUUGCUUAUGAGAUGCUUUAUACAGUACUAGCGAAAUAUUAUUUCUUUUAUUGUUCUUUUUGUGAUAUUUUUUAAACUUGAUAGCAAAACUUCUCUAUCAAAGAUUUUCAAAGGAAGGGAAAAAAAUUGGAAUAAAAUUGUUCUCAUUCUGUCAACAUUUUCAAAUGUUUAACAUUAACAUACAGGUGGUAGAAAAAAUAAUUUUAAAAUUUAGUAUGAAUAAAAAAAAUAUGCAAAGCAAGUGUGCACCCUUAAGCACAGGAAUGUGAUGCUGCAAUGUAAACAGUAGGAUUGAUCAAUGCUGCAUAUUUAUUGAAGAUAAAUGCUGGUAAUGAAGAAAUACGAUUACUUAUGUAGUUUUCAAUUAAAUGACAGGCAUGUCUUGAUAUAUAAAAAGCACCAACACAUGUGAUUUUUGUACAAAGCGCAAUCCAUCUUAUAGAAUUUCCAAAGGCACAUGGUAAAAUGUAGAGGGGCAAAGAGGACCAAAAAAAUAAUGUUACUAAUUUUUUAAAGAUAUUGAAGACCAUAAUUAUUCUAGUUGUAUGCAUGAGGUACAAUAUAUAAAAUUUCAAAUUGUAGACCAGAGCACUGUAAAAGAUGUACUUUAUUGUCAUAGUCAUAGCAAUUUUGUUAUUCUUAUUAAUGACCACUGUUAUAAAUAUAAUUCUUAUCAAUCAGUAAAUUGUAAAUUUAAAAAUGUUAUCAUAAGCAAUCCAACAAUUACUGAACACAAAGCUUUCAUAUAACAACACUGAAUUUAUUUUUUAAGGUAAAAUAUUCAAGAAUCCUUGCUCUUAUAAUACCUCUGUUUGAAUAAAAAAGUAUCUAAUGAAAUAAAUUGUAAAAAAAAGAAGAGA
Molecule: messenger RNA, 4670 nt
Organism: Anneissia japonica
Lineage: Eukaryota; Metazoa; Echinodermata; Crinoidea; Comatulida; Comatulidae
Product: dimethylglycine dehydrogenase, mitochondrial-like
Exons: 16
Coding region: 122-2731 (869 amino acids)
Cellular component (GO): mitochondrion
Molecular function (GO): oxidoreductase activity; protein binding
Source: RefSeq, a predicted model, not a curated record